This is a messenger RNA of Closterium sp. Naga37s-1, 3885 nucleotides long. The record is from the annotation of a GenBank genome assembly. Lineage: Eukaryota; Viridiplantae; Streptophyta; Zygnematophyceae; Desmidiales; Closteriaceae.
AUGUGUUUACACCCGAGAACCGCGUUGUCAAACCUAAGUGGCAAGUACAAGCAGCAGCGGGCCAUUGAUGCCGCCAAGGCUGCUGCCGGGCCGGGCGGCAUGGCGCCCACGCGGGCGGUGAUUCGCUCGUCGCUCUACUCUAUCGUGUUUGAGAAGGCAGUGCCGUUUGAUGACAGCAAGGCGGUGUUUGAUUUGCGCUUCUCCCUCAAGUGUGCCGAUGCCAACAGCCUGCCCAUCAAGUCGCUCCUCGUCCACUUCCCCACUCUCAUUAGGUUGGCGGAGGUGGAGGGGUUGCAGCUGAUCGACAUUGUCAACCUCGAGACCCUUUUCAACGACACCAGGACGCCUGCCAGCAUGCGCCUGCUGGCGCACACCUGCCCCGCUGCGCUACUCGCCAUGCCUGACCCGCGUGGCGACGCUGCUGCUGCUGCUGCUGCUGCUGCUGCUGCUGCGGGUGCAGCAGCGGGCGAGGGGGCGGAUGGGCGGCCUGUGGACGCUGCGCCCUGCCCUCCCUUGCACUUGCUUACCAACCAUUCGCGUUUUCCUCCUAGUGCGCCCCUCAUGCCCCACUGCCUGCGCCCCUCAUGCCCCACUGCCUGCGCCCCUCAUGCCCCACUGCCUGCGCCCCUCAUGCCCCACUGCCUGCGCCCCUCAUGCCCCACUGCCUGCGCCCCUCAUGCCCCACUGCCUGCGCCCCUCGUGCCCCACUGCCUGCGCCCCUCAUGCCCCACUGCCUGCGCCCCUCAUGCCCCACUGCCUGCGCCCCUCAUGCCCCACUGCCUGCGCCCCUCAUGCCCCACUGCCUGCGCCCCUCAUGCCCCACUGCCUGCGCCCCUCAUGCCCCACUGCCUGCGCCCCUCAUGCCCCACUGCCUGCGCCCCUCAUGCCCCACUGCCUGCGCCCCUCAUGCCCCACUGCCUGCGCCCCUCAUGCCCCACUGCCUGCGCCCCUCAUGCCCCACUGCCUGCGCCCCUCAUGCCCCACUGCCUGCGCCCCUCAUGCCCCACUGCCUGCGCCCCUCAUGCCCCACUGCCUGCGCCCCUCAUGCCCCACUGCCUGCGCCCCUCAUGCCCCACUGCCUGCGCCCCUCAUGCCCCACUGCGUGCGCCCCUCAUGCCGCCCUGCCGGCGCCUCUGGGCAGGUCUCUUCGCUGCCUUCAUCUUCUCCAAGCCGCUGCCCCCCACUCGUCUGCCGCCGCCACCACCACCUCCCACACCGCCAGCAGUGGCAGCAGGCGAGGUGGCAGGUGGGGGAAGGGGACCAGGGGAGGUGCGGGCGGCACAUGUGUGUGCAGCCAUCUCCGCCACGCCACUGGAUGAGCCCACCUCUCUGCGUCCGUCCCUGCCCAUGGUGCCCGUGCCCCCUGCACCAGCACACGCUGCCACCACCCCUGCCCCGCCUCCCACCGCCUGUGCACGCGCAGCUGACACGGUGCUGAGUAGCACGCGUGCACGCACAUCGCCCUCGCCUCCACCCACGCUGCCUGCUGCCCACAGCCACCGCCAUGGUGGUAGUGGGGGCGCAGUGGGCACGGCACGCACGCAUGGUGGUCCGCCUUGCCCCGCUGCUGCGCUGCCACACACGUGUGCCGCCGUGCGCGUGGAGGUGAGCGCGGGGCCACCUGUGCUGCCCCACAUGGAGGUGAGCGCGGGGCCACCUGUGCUGCCCCACAUGGAGGUGAGCGCGGGGCCACCUGUGCUGCCCCUGGCGCAGGAGGGACGAGCUGAGGCGAGCCCACGCGGCGAGGUGAGAGGCAGUGCGGGUGCAGGGAGGGGCGAGAGGGGCGAGAGGGGCGAGAGAGAGGCGAGGGCGGUGGGCAGGGGGGCGCGCGGCGUGUGGGACCUGGUCGACCUGGACGCCUCCGACGGCCACCUUGACCCCUCCCCCUCCCCCUGGGCGCUCGCCCCCCCGCCCCCCGUCCCACCCCUCUCUCCCCCUCCCCUCUCCGUCCCCCCCUUCCACCCACCUGCCUCCUGCGUGCCCCCUACGCGUGGCAACGUGGGCGUGGGUGGGGAAAGGCAGGCGUGGGGUGCUGUGCCCAUGCAGAGAGGGCAGUGGGGGGCGAGGGAAGACAGGGAGCAGAGAAGGGGAAGGGGACAGCGGGAGGAGAGGGGGGAAAGGGGGAAAGAAGGGGAAAGAGAGGAGAGGGGGGAGAGGGGCGAAAGGAUGCAGGAAGAGGUGAUGGUGGAGCAAAGGGGAACGGCAGAGAAAGCACAACAACACAGUGGGGCUAUGGGAAGCAAGAGUGGGAUGGAUGAGGAGGUUCAGUCGUUUCAUGUGCUUGCGCUGCAUCCAUGCGCUACUGAGCCGCAGCACAGUGCUGAGAGGCAGAGUGAGUGCCCCGCGCACGAGCAGAGUGAUUGGGGCGAGCACCGUGAGGGCGCAGGCGAGCACCGUGGGGGCCCAGGCGAGCACCGUGGGGGCCCAGGCGAGAGUCACACUGGUUGGCUCGAGAUGCACUCCCACUCUCACGCCCACUGCCCUCAGCAGCAGCAGCAGCAGCAGCAGCAGCAGCAGCAGCAGCAGCAGCAGCAGCAGCAGCAGCAGCAGCAGCAGAGGCAAGGCGAUGUGCAUGUAUGUGUGGAUGUGGGAGUGCAGAGCAGGUGGGUGCGCAUGGCAUCCCCGCCACGCGUGCCCCAGGGGGCGCUGCCUGCCCCGCUGCCGCUGCCGCGCACAGGCAGUGCUGGCUGCACCCAGGGGGGCGCUGGGGAGGGCGGACACGGGAGGCAGGGAGGGGACGGUGGGGAGGGAGGGGAGGGAGAGGAAGGUGGGGGCGAGGUGAGGUGGCGGGCGCAGGGCAAGCGCGAGCGCAGUCGCAGGAAGGCGCGUGGGGUGGCGAUGUACGACAUCCUGCGGCGCACUCCCAUCCUUGCUGCCCGCGGGCUGGUGCGGCCUGAGGGGUGCGGUGGGGCGCACGCGAUGAGCGCACGGGAUGGUGGGGAGGGGAGGGCGGGGGAUGGAAUGGGAGUGCGGGAGGGGUGGGUGCCGGGGGAGGCAGGGCGCGGUGGCGAUGAGGUGGGGGAGGGGAGGGCGGGCACGAGGAGAGGGGAGGUGGACGAGUGGGAGGAGUGGCACCGGCGGCAGAUGGCUGCUGCGGGGCAUGCGGGGCAUGCGGGGCAUGCGGGGCGGGCAGGGCAGGCGGUGCUCAGCAGUGCACAGCCUGCAAGGCAUGACGGCAGCAGUGGUGCUGCUGCAGUGGUGGAGCGAGUGGGGGAGGCGCAUGCAGGUGGAGAGGCAGGGAUGCAUGCAGCAGCGCAAGACAGCGAGACAGCCCUUUGGGCAUUGGGAGUUGUAGGCGCUGCGGGUGGAGGUGGAGGAGGCGUCCCCGCUGUGCCACACGAUGGCUCGUCCAGUGAGGUACAUGCAGGUGGUGCGGUGGAGCAGGAGCCGCUCAUCACCUACUCACUCAAGCGAAACCGCAAAUCCCUCAACAAGGAGCACACCUGGAACAUGGCUCGUAAGCGUAAGGGGCAGGCCCUUAACGACUGCCCCUCGGAUCUAAACGACAUUCCGUACAUCCGCUGGAUGAACCAGCAGAUCGCCAACGGUCGCCAUCCUAGGGGAUUAUCCGCGCCGCCCGUGCUUGACGGCCAGGGAUCCGCUGCACAGUCGCCCACAGCGGCCCCGUCACGUGUGCGCCGUCAGCCUGCAAGGACGGCAGCAACGCACCGGCCAGUCGUGGAGCAAUACGACGACGACCCUGACGCCGACGACCGCGAAGAAGGGGGUGACUCCGAUGACGAGGUGGAGGAGCCCGAAGACCAGGGAAUGUCGCCCAGCGACGAAGACGAAGACGACGACGACGAUGAGGAUGCCGAGGAGGACGUCCCGGAGGAAGCACAGCCUGUCGCUCAGCCGCCGAAACGGAGCGCCGCACGCAAAUAA